AAAUAAUUUUAGUACAUAUUGCGUCGGGAUAAUAGCAAUUAAUAAUAAUUAUUAUAAAAAUUAUAAUUAUUAUAAUUUUCUAUAAUUGAGGACGUGAAUCGAAAAACAACUUGUAAACAAAUUUAAAUUAAUUUAAAUUAGUAUAGUCAUGCAAUUUGCACCAUGGAUAUCAAAAAAGGUACAGAAAUUUGUAAUAUUCAAUAUUAAAAAAACUCGUUUUUCAUUAUUUUUUGCACUUUAUCGCUUAUCGCUUAUCAAACUUAAAAUGGCCGUAAAUCAAACUCUGAUAAUCUCCAUAUCCGAGAAAAAAGUUAUCAAUAUUAACCAGAACAGAAAACGUCAAUUUCGUCCAGAGACUUGGAAAGAUAAUGUAGCAAAACGUCGCCGUAAUCGAGGUGAACCUUACGUGUCUCGCAAUAACAUUCCCAGGGCUGGCAAAAAUGCGCCGACAAUGGUUAAAGUUUGCUCUGCUCGAUGCCCACAUAAUGGUUGCGUCCUUCUCACCCUGCCAGAAAAAUUGCAGCUAUUUCAAGAGUAUUAUAAUAUGGGGACUUACGAAUUGCAGAGAACCUAUCUCUUAGGUUUGAUGGAUAACCUAGGCCACAACGGGAAUGGGAACAUAUUCGAAUAUCACAUAAAGAUUGGUGGAAUACGGCGAACGGUUUGCAAGAGGACGUGGCAAGAUACUUUCCAAAUUUCAGAGGCAGUUGUAAAAUCAAUGCAGGAAAAAUGUGAGCGUGGUCACAACAGUGUGUUCGAUGGAAGGGGACGCCAUACAAACCACACAGUUAAUCCAGCCGCCCUUAAUGUCGCAAUUAUGGCGCACAUUAACACAUACCCAAGAUAUGAGCAUCACUAUUGCACUGCAAAGCUUGGACAAUUCUACUUGUCGCCGGACCUAACUUUGGAUGCUAUGUUUGCCGAUUUUGUUAUCAAGCAUCCUAUGAUUGCCGACGCCCACAGAAAGGAACAAGUCUAUAGAAGAUGUUUCCGGGAUAGUAACUUGACCAUUGGACACACGUACACUGAUACUUGCCGAAAAUGUGACAUUCUUGAUGUGGAACUUAAAAUAGCUCGGAGAAAUAAUAACGUGCGUCAGAUUGAUGUGGCGGUGGACGCAAGGCGUGUACAUCUCGAUUUCGCUGCUAUUGCCAGAAAUCAGCUUAUUCAGGACGAAUUGCGAAGCCAGAAUGACCCUGAAUUUGUCAUGAUAUGUGGUGAUAUGCAGAAGGUUCUUACAAGAGAACAUUCUUACAUUGAUUGAUUCAUUCAUUGAUUCUUACAAGAGAACAUUUCGCCCCUGGAUUUUGGACGGAGCACAUAAUAAGACAACCUCAUAUCAGUGGACCAAUUGGUCGUCGCCCGCAUUGGAACGGUCAAUGUUUAGCUCCCUUUGUUCUUGUAGUUAAAUACAAUCAUCCUAUUCCUAUUUCAAGAGAAAAACAUGACGACCUCAUGUCUAUGCUCCCAUUACUUAUGCCAGAGUAUCGCCAAUUUUACAGGAAUUUGCCUCGCGCAUGAGGAAGUUCAAGUAUUUAUAUUUUUUAAGCUUGUCCUUGCGUUACAUACAUCAUUUCCACCUGUUACCUCGUAAAUGUAUGAUUAUUUAAAAAGAUGCGAGUAAACUUUAAACCAUGUUAAAGAAAAGUUAUAAUAA
Folsomia candida is the source of this 1657-nucleotide messenger RNA. RefSeq lists its product as uncharacterized. Lineage: Eukaryota; Metazoa; Arthropoda; Collembola; Entomobryomorpha; Isotomidae. The record is from RefSeq and is a predicted model, not a curated record. The transcript has 4 exons. The coding region runs from base 149 to 1264 and encodes 371 amino acids.